AUGAUGCUCUCGCCGGAAGAUCUGACGGGUUCGGCGGUGGCUCGGGUGGAGGAGGAGGGCUCGACCGCAACAAAUCCAUCAUCUCAGGUGGGGGGGGAGUUAACGAGAGUCCCCGGAGCAGAUGGUGAGGACUGGAACAAUCGAAUCUCGCACGUGAAGGCCAUGAACGAAGAAACGGAUGAUGUCGGGGAAAUCUCGGAUGAGUUUGUAAAUGAUCCCAGAUGCCUAACGAUUGCAGAUCUUAGUCGAGAGCCAUGA
Molecule: messenger RNA, 258 nt
Organism: Arabis nemorensis
Lineage: Eukaryota; Viridiplantae; Streptophyta; Magnoliopsida; Brassicales; Brassicaceae
Source: the annotation of a GenBank genome assembly